This is a messenger RNA of Cooperia oncophora, 258 nucleotides long. Lineage: Eukaryota; Metazoa; Nematoda; Chromadorea; Rhabditida; Trichostrongylidae. The record is from the annotation of a GenBank genome assembly.
AUUCCGGAUUAUUCCAAGAAACGAGAAGGGCCGGGUGAGAAUGGUGAUCCAGUGAUCCUGGAAGGAAAAGAGAAAGAGAUUGGCGAGCAACAAAUGAAAACCUUCUUCAUGAAUGUGUUGGCCAGUGACAAGAUUUCGUUAGAUCGAAGUAUCCCGGAUUCACGAUCUCGGGAGUGCCUAGCUCUUUCCUAUCCUAGGAAUCUUCCCACAGCAUCAGUUGUCAUCGUAUUCACGAACGAAUUCUUCUCGUGUAAGUGA